CGAAGGAAGCUAGUAUAUAUAUAUUAGCGUCACCUACCGAUUAUUUUCUUCGCAAUUAACCAUUUGAUGAAUGUUGGUAUUACGAGAGAGUAAGACAGAGAGAAUGGCGAAACGGGAGAGCUUAAUAUUCAUGAAUAAGCUUGUGCUACUCCUGAAUAUCGCCGCAGUAGUUCUAGGGAAUGACUCUUCUUCUUCUUCUUCUUCUUCUACUCCUGGUUUUCACGCUUUCUACUUUAUCCAGCAGUGGUUACCGUCAUAUUGUAAUCAACAGGGGACAACAUGUUGCGACCCGCCAGCAGGAAAGCUUGCAACAAACUUUACAAUAUAUGGACUAUGGCCUUACAGUGACGAUGGUAGCGCCCUCCAAAAUUGUCCUGGAGAAACUUUUGAUGUCUCUCCGCUGCAGCUUAAAGCCAUAGAGAGCAUGCUAGAAAAAGAAUGGCCAUCAUAUACAUGUCCACAAAUUGGAAGAAAAUUCUGGGUCCACGAGUAUAACAAGCACGGUACAUGCUCUAAAUCCUUCCUAGAUGAAAUGUCAUAUUUUCAAGCCGCUCUUAACCUCAAGGACAAGAUCAACGUCUUGCAAGCCCUCGUCGAUGCCGGAAUCCAACCAAAUGACCAAUUUUACCCUCUUGAAAUCAUUAACACGGCCAUCACUACGGCCACCGGAUUUCGCCCUUUCAUUUUUUGUAAUUAUGAUGCUCAAGGAAACAGUCAGAUUUGGCAAGUUUUACAUUGUGUUGAUAAAACUGGGAUGGAAUUCAUCACUUGUCCUAGCUCUGAGGGACAAAAAGAUUGUGCCUCUACCAUCAAGUUCCCUUUUUAGUAAUAUAUGUGCUCUUUUUCUUUCAAAAUAAUUUCAACACAUUGCAUUUCAAUUCAUUCUUUGCCAAAAGGUAUUAAAUAAUAAUAACAUUAAUAAUAAACACCUUUGAUAGUUGGCUACGUAUUUCAUGUACCAAUAAUUCGCUACCUACUUAUAUAGUUUUUAUUUUUA
Spinacia oleracea (spinach) is the source of this 997-nucleotide messenger RNA. Its product is annotated as ribonuclease 1. The record is from RefSeq and is a predicted model, not a curated record. The coding region runs from base 71 to 826 and encodes 251 amino acids. Gene Ontology annotation, biological process: RNA catabolic process. Gene Ontology annotation, cellular component: extracellular region. Gene Ontology annotation, molecular function: ribonuclease T2 activity; RNA binding. NCBI's taxonomy places the organism in Eukaryota, Viridiplantae, Streptophyta, Magnoliopsida, Caryophyllales, Amaranthaceae. The transcript is spliced from 3 exons.